Molecule: messenger RNA, 2762 nt
Organism: Magallana angulata
Lineage: Eukaryota; Metazoa; Mollusca; Bivalvia; Ostreida; Ostreidae
Product: von Willebrand factor A domain-containing protein 7-like
Exons: 14
Coding region: 60-1775 (571 amino acids)
Source: RefSeq, a predicted model, not a curated record
AUUACCUUCUCAAACCGACCUCCUGUAAAUCCAUUCCUAACAUCGCUGUUAACUUGAAAAUGCUCGUCUGGACCAUCAGUACGCUUUUGCUGUACGGCGUGAGUGCGUUCAUACCAAACGCAUUUACACCUUAUAUCACUGACAAAGACUUCACCCAUCAGGACCUAACAGAACAAGGUAUCUUAUUAGCGGUGGCUGAGUAUUUUGAGAGCAAACCCGCCCCCGGUAAAUCCACACCCCCCACUGCUGGAUCGCUGACGGGGAUAUCCAAUAUAACCGCAAGGAAACUAUUUGACGCUUAUUAUGGAUCGUAUGUCCCAGAGACAAAAUUGCAGUCUGCCAUUGACGACAUCGUGAACUACAACACAAGGGUGGAGCAUGAGAAUUCUGCUAAAGCCGCCUGGCACUUCAACGGAGAACAAAUCACCCAAGGAAACGACAUUUUGCUGAGGCUGCGGUCGGAGGCAUUUGAUGCUUUGAACGUCUCUCAACCAAACUAUGCAACUGCUCGCCACGUGAUUGGUCAAUAUUUGCAUGUUCUGCAAGACUUUUAUAGCAACACGAAUUGGAACAAAAUUAAUCCUUCAAGUUAUUACAGUGAUUUGGGAAUUCCUGGGAAAACUUUGCGUCAAGUGUCAGGUCCCAGUGAAGAUACAUGUAAAAAUUGCGGACAGACUCUUCCCUGCUUAUUUGAUCCUCCACUGUUAUCCACUACCAAGAUAACAAGUGGAUACAGAAGUGGACAAGACAUUGUUAAACCAUCAAAGCCGACAACUGAUACACAGGGAAAAUGUAGUCAUGGCGGGAAAUUUGACACCAGCGCCACAACAUCUGCGGCGGUUGGAGGAAUCAACAAAGAGACAGUAACUGCUGAUUAUUCCCCGUUAUUCCAAGAACACGGAGCAGUUGCUGAUUUGGCAAUUAAGCACACAACAUUUUUUUUUGCUGGGCAAACCAAUAGUCUGAGAACAGUAUUUGGAGAUGGUAAAUUUGAAAGUUUGCUCCAACUUCAUGCCGGAGUAUCAUUGUGUUUCGUCAUUGAUACCAGUGUUUCAACUGAAAGAGAUGCCAUCAGGCAGGAAAUUCAGAAACUGAUAUCCGCAGGAAGCAACCCAUAUAACUAUAUACUUGUUUAUACUAAUGAUGGUCAAACAAGUCCGACUGUAAUAACUAAAACAAAUGGCAAUGAUAUUUUGACUGCAUUUGGAUCCAUCAACAUAGCCAGCAACCGUUCAUGCACUUUCUCUAUAUCGGGAACCGAAGCAGCUGCCACAGUGGCGGAGUAUGGUUCAAAAAUUUAUGUGUUCAGCGAUGCAGUACCUAGAAACGACGUCACAAUACGAUAUAUUCAAGCGAUGCAGAGUGAGAAAGACCUUACAAUUUCCCUCCUGUUAACAGGCCAAUGUAAACAAAAACGAUCGAUAGGUAAUUGGUCAAUUCUAUCUCAGACAAAACAUACGAAAGCUAAACCGUUCCACAUUUACCAUCAGUUCCUGGUUCAAAAAGGGACAAACUGGAUCCGAACCUCUCAUCCACCUACAGGACAGAGGGUCGUAUUGUCAGUAAGAAUAAGCGAUCCAGCAACUGUAUUAGGAUUACAUUUGAUCGAAAUUGCGAAUUUCAAGAAAGCGCUCAGAAAACUUAAUCGAAGUCGAAUACCUGGAAUUUAUUUGACUUUAAUAGACAAAUUCCCAGAUGUCGAGAAUUUUGUUAUUUUUGUGGAGGGCUUUGACAAGGAUGGGAAAACAUUUCGCGUGAAAACACAAGAAAUCUGAGGAAGAUGAGUUUGCAGUAAAUGUAUUAAAAUUUUACGUGACAUGUAACUUAAAGGCAUUUAACAAUGCUGUGCUUAAUUACUUCAAACCUUAUAUUAUCUGUUUUAUGAAAUACAUUUGCAAUAAAAAACCUAUAUCUUUGUUUGUAUGCGCAUAAAUAUCAUAAACAUUAUAUAAAUUAUAAAUAUAGCAUAGUAUCAUCUGCAACAAGUAAUACUAUUCUUUGACAUAUCUUGACAGAACUUUUAAACAAAUGAUGCGAUUAUUUACUUGUUCUUUAUUUAAUGUAUACAUAUAGUGUGUACAAAGUUGCAUACAUUCUAUGAUUAAAAACUCGUCGUCGUUACAUAACUUUUAAAUUGAUUUUUUCUGUGAGGUCGUUUCAAGUCAAGAAUUAUUCACAUUCGUAAAACUUCGUGCACCAGUAGAUGGUGAAAGACAUUCAUCAUCAGAGAUAAUUUGCAUUUAACAACACACACACAUAUACACCUUUAGUCAUCGAUUCCUAGCCUCGUCGUUUCAAGGGGAGAUUUGCACUGCCGAUUUGUACAAGUAAUUAUUGUUACAGGGAACAAAAUCACACUAGAUUCGUGUCAUGACGAUGUCGGGCUCGGUUUAUAUUUUUCUUAUAUCAUCAUACUUCCUGUGCAAAUCUGCAAGUGUAGCACCGUUGCCUGUGGUAAGCACUACUACUAAAGCUCCAGAUGAAAACAGAACGAAGCUCAUUGAGGCCAUAGUCGCCAUUUUGAGCAUUGGGCAACCAGAAAGUAAAAUCGCUGAUAUACGUAUAGAUGUCGACAAGAAGGUCAGGGAGAGCAACGCGACGGAUCUUUCACAAGUAUUUACGAAGGCAGAAUACGAUCGCUUCUGCUCAUUCUACCCAGGAGGAUGUACAGGCACACAGUAUAGUCAUUGGGAUGGACGGAAAUAAACAACACUGUUUGUUUUACUUUUGACUGACUUGUAAAAUAAAUUGGAGAAAAUUUA